AACAUCGUUCUCUUCCACUGGGAACAUGACCUAUGUUACUGCGCAGUCAUAACCUUUAGGAGAUAAGGCUGUUUACUCAGAGUGUGUGUGUGUGUUUGGGUACGCGUCCCUCAGUCUCUCUGAAAGUGUAUAAAGGUGACAGUGCUCUCUGCUCUUCAUGCAUUUCAGUGAACUGUCUAUCAGGAAAAAGGAGGUAUAAACAGAACGCUACAAUGAAGGCCUGGUUUCUGCUGCUGCUGCUGCUGCCAGUCUGCUUCGCGGACUUCAAAAUCCAGUGCUAUGGGGAGGAUUACCUGAUGGUGAGGCACCAGGUUCUGCAGUGCACAAGUAAAGUGCCUCAGGCGUGUUAUACCAGAUCAUCUGGAGAAAAGGGCUGUGCUAGACUGGAAUUCUGUCAAAGGCCAGAUUGGAAAUGCUGCAGGACAAAUCUCUGCAACGCAUAAUUUCAACAACAGAGGGAGCUAGAGACUGAAAUUGGAAAUCACGUGUAUUUAAAACAAACAAAAAAAAAAACUGGGAGAAGAAAACUUUUCUUACUUUAAUUGCCAUCACUUUUGUUUCUUUCUUUUUUUUUUUACUAUUAAAACAUACUGUAUCAUAAUAAAAAAAAAUAUUAAUCAUUCCCAUA
This is a messenger RNA of Colossoma macropomum (tambaqui), 628 nucleotides long. RefSeq lists its product as uncharacterized. Bases 213 to 443 code for a protein of 76 amino acids. The transcript has 3 exons. The record is from RefSeq and is a predicted model, not a curated record. NCBI's taxonomy places the organism in Eukaryota, Metazoa, Chordata, Actinopteri, Characiformes, Serrasalmidae.